Molecule: messenger RNA, 5595 nt
Organism: Rhincodon typus (whale shark)
Lineage: Eukaryota; Metazoa; Chordata; Chondrichthyes; Orectolobiformes; Rhincodontidae
Product: zinc finger protein 721-like
Exons: 4
Coding region: 331-2556 (741 amino acids)
Biological process (GO): regulation of transcription by RNA polymerase II
Molecular function (GO): DNA-binding transcription factor activity; RNA polymerase II cis-regulatory region sequence-specific DNA binding
Source: RefSeq, a predicted model, not a curated record
UCCAGCUGCGGGUCCACGGUCAUUUCGCCUCUUCACCGGUGAAGGAGGAAAAAGAGAAUGUGGGCGGAUGAUGGAGUGGGCGGAGUGGCUGGGGAGGCUUCAUAAACAUAGAGUGGAGGACAUCAGAAGCUGCGAACUGACGACUGGAAACUGAAAUCAAGUAUCGCAUCAAACUCUGACCGAGUCACUUAAUUCAUCAAGAUCCAAACAUCAUCAAGUUUAUAAAAACGAUGAGAAGAUUUCCGGCUGGGAAACUGACACCAAACAUCACAUCUGGAUCUGAUGGAGGCACCCAAUUUAUGACAACCUGAACUUCAUUAAAUAUUGAAUAUGGAAGGAGCAAACAAUGUUCACAGGGGAGAAGAACUGUACAAAUGUUCCAAGUGUGGGCAAAGCUUCCAUCGAUCAUCUGAUCUGUCACAACAUAAAUGCAGUCACAGCAGGGAGAAGCCGUGGAAAUGUGGGGACUGUGCAAAGACAUUCAAUUACCCGUCGGAUCUGGACAUUCAUCAGCGCAGUCACACUGGAGAGAAGCCGUUUACCUGCUCCACGUGUGGGAAGGGAUUUGCUCGUUCAUCCUACCUUCUGUUACACCAACGAGUUCACACUGGGGAGAAGCCAUUCACCUGCUCUGUGUGUGGGAAGGGAUUUACUCAGUCGUCCAAUCUGCAGACACACCAGCGAGUUCACACUGAGGAGAGACCUUUUGAAUGUCCAGACUGCGGGAAAUUCUAUAAAAGUUCUUGGGACCUGAUGCGACAUCAACGUGUUCAUACUGAGGAGAGGCCUUUCAGGUGCUCUAACUGUGGGGCUGGGUUCAAACGGUCAUCUCACCUCACUGUGCAUCAGCGAGUACACACUGGGCAGAAACUGUUUACUUGCUCGACUUGUGGCAAGGGGUUUACUCAGUCAACCUCCCUGCUGUUACACCAGCAAGUUCACACCGGGGAGAGUCCAUUCACCUGCUCCUUGUGCGGGAUGGGCUUCACUCAGAAAUCCCAUCUGUUGACACACCAGCGAGUUCACACUGAUGAGAGACCUUUCAAAUGCCCAGUUUGUGAAAAGGGCUUCAAAAGUUCUGGCGAACUGAUGCGGCACCAACGUGUUCACUCUGACGAGAGACCGUUCAGGUGCUCCGAAUGUGGGACUGGGUUCAAGCAGUCAACUCAGCUUACAGUGCACCAGCGACUUCACACCGGGGAGAGACCAUUUACCUGCUCUGAGUGCGGGAAGGGGUUCAGUUGUUCAUUCAACCUGCUGACACACCAGCGAGUUCAUACCGGGGAGAGGCCAUUUAUCUGCUCCCUGUGUGGGAAGGGAUUUACUCAGUCAUCCAGCCUGCUGACUCACCAGGGAGUUCACACAGGGGAGAGACCUUUUGCCUGCUCCAAUUGCGGGAAGGGAUUCGCGCGGUUAUCCACCCUACUGACACAUGAGAGAGUUCACACUGGGGAGAAACCCUUCAGCUGCUCUGAGUGUGGGAAGGGAUUCACUCAGUCAUGCCACUUGCAGAGACAUGAGCGCACUCACACUGGGGAGAAGCCGUUCGCCUGUACCGUGUGUGGGAAGGGAUUCACUCAGUCAUCCAACCUCAUGACACAUCAGCGAGUUCACAAGAACACCCACACCAUGGAGAAACCGUGGAAAUGUGAGGACUGUGGGAAGGGAUUCCGUUCCCCAUCUGUGCUGGAAACUCAUCGACGCAGUCACACCGGGGAGAGGCCUUUCACCUGCUCCGAGUGUGGGAAAGGAUUCAGUGAUUCCUCCACUCUGAAGAGACACCAGCGGGUUCAUACGAGACAGAAGCCAUUCACCUGCUCCAUGUGUGGGAAGGGAUUCACUCAGUCCUGCCACCUGUCGCUACAUCAGCGAGUUCACACCGGGGAGAGGCCCUUUACCUGCUCUGAGUGUGGGAAGGGAUUCACUCAGUCAUCUGUGUUGCUGAGACACCAGCGGGUUCACAUCGAGGAAAGGCCGUUCACCUGCCCCGUAUGCGGGAAGGGAUUCACUCAGUCAUCAGACCUGCUGACCCACCAGCGAGUUCACACCAAGGAGAGGCCGUUCUCCUGUUCCACGUGUGGCAAGAGUUUUGCUCAUUCGUCCACCCUGCUGAGGCACCAACGAGAUCACAGCGGGAAGAGGCCAUUCACUUGCUCUGAAUGUGGGAAGGGCUUCACUCAGUUUUCUGACUUGGUGCGGCACCAGCGGGUUCACACUGGGGAGUGCCCUUUUAUCUGCUCCACGUGUGGGAAGGGAUUCAGUCAGUCAUCCAGCGUGCUGAGACACCACAGCAGUCACACCAACGAGAGACCUUUCGAAUGCCCUGACUGUGGGAGUAGCUUUAAAACAGCUGAGGACCUGAUGGUGCACCAGCGGAUUCACACCGAAGAGAGGCCGUUUGGCUGCUCUCACUGUGCCAAGAGGUUCAGAACAGUAUCCAGCCUGCGGAGACAUCAGCGAAUUCACACUGGGGAGAGGCCAUUCUCGUGCUCUGUGUGUGGCAAGGGAUUUACUCAAUCAUCCAACCUGCUGACACACCAGCAAGUACAUGAAUGAUGACAGUUUUUGGACUCUGCUUGUAACCACAUCCAGGGCUGAGCCCUGUUCAUCCUGACAGUAGGUGAGGUGGGCAAGUUGGAGGGUUUCUUUCUGCCGGACCGGCCACUCUCACCACUUUGCUUCCAGUGAGGCUGAUGCUGUUUGAAUCUGGAAUUCACAUUCCCACUGAAAUGAUCCUUUAAAGUUAAUGACGUAAUUUUUUUCUCUUAAAUCCAUGAAAGUACAUCAUCUUGUUUUUAAAUCCAUCAAAGGUGGACCUGAAAUAAAUAUAUUUGUCUCUGUUCCAUCGAGUCUCCAGCACAGGGCCAGACAAGUCAGCUCAAUUGAUCUCUGUCAAUAUUUAUGUUCCACCUGAGCCUGCACCCACCUCACUAUAGCUCCACCUCCAUCAGCACAUCCGCCUGUUCCAGGAACUGCCAAACCAGCAGCUCACAAGCCUCCUUUGCAGAUAAAGCAGGGCUUUACAGAUAAGGUGGGCAGUUGUGAAUCUAGAUUGUUCUGAAGAAUUUCCUAGAGCCCUGCCCGGGGAAGGGCGGGGUAGGUGCUCUCCAUCCACUGGCCCAGUCGAGCCUGUCGAAAGGAGCAACAGCGAGGGUGAGCCCUUUUGUGGCCAUGCCUAAAACCAAACGGUGCCUAAAAUCAAACUCUGUGUCUAUCUGUGAUGCAGGACUGAGGGGACAUCACUCCCUUCCAACUGUGGGCAAAAUUUUAAAGGGUUGUCAACGCACUGAAUCUUCUCUAAAUGCAACUUGAGGCAUGGAAACCAGCAGCUGGAAUUUCGUCCUGUUUAAGGGAGGGCAUAACUUAUUUCCUUCAUUAUGGACUUCGCCAAUACAAGUGAUUGUUCUUGCCACAGGCAAACAGCAAUGUUUCUUGGCGAAGGAGACCAGAACUGCACACAGGCUCCAGGUGUGGUCUCACGAAGCCCUGCUCAGUUUCAGUAAGACCUCCUCGCUCCUGUACUCAAAUCCUGUUGCAAUGAAGGACAAAGUUCCAUUUGCCUUCCUAACUGCUUGCUGCACCUACAUAUUUGCUCUGAAUGACUGGUGUACAAGUACCUGCAGGUCCCUUUGCACAUCAACAUUUCCAAAUCCAUCACCACGAAGAUAAUACUCUGCCAUUCCGAUUUUUUUUAAUUUUUAUCUAUCAAAGUGGAUAACUUCACAAUUAUACUGUGCGUCUGCCAUAAGUUUGCCCAUUCCCUCAAUUUUCUAAACCCCCCCAAAGUCUCUUUAUGUUCUGCCCACUCUCAAUCCCCCUAGUUUUGGGUGAAUAAACUUUAAAAGUAUUAGAUUUGAUUCGGCCAUCCAAAUUGUUGAUGUAUGCUUUGAGUAGCUGGGGGCCAGGCACUGAUCAUUGCAGUGCCGUACUUGUCAAAGCUAAAGACUCCGAAAAGAUUCACUUAUUUCUACUGUCUGUUUCGGGUCUGCUGACCAGUUCUCAAUCCAUGCAAGUAUAUUACUACCAAUCCCAUGUGCCUUGAUUUUGCACACUAACCUUUUACGUGGGACUGUUAUAAAAAGUGGUCAAAAAGUUCAAUUUCUCCCAUCUACUGGUUUUCCUAUUCCUAUUCUAUUAGUUAUCCUUAAAAACUCCAGUAGUAUUGUCAAACAUAAUUCCCCUUUCAUAAACCCAUAUUGACUUUGUGUAACCCUGUUGUUAUUUUGUAAAUGUCUGGUUAUCACAUCCUUCGUAGUUUACUUCUGCAUUUCCUUGCUACUGAUGUCAAGCUCAUCAGCCUUUGAAUCUAGGAGAAAUAUUUCUCUAUUCUGUCUGGAAAAGCUGAGAAAAUCAUUGAGAGAUACACACACAGGUGAGUGAGUGUUACAGUGCACUGACUGGAGAAAGAUCUUCAGUCAGUUACACAACUUAAAAACAUGUUGCAGCAUUUACAGUGAGGAGAGGCUGUGUACAUAUUCACUCCAUCCAUCCUGCUGACACGAGCAAAUUUACACCAGGGAAGGACCGCUUCCCCAUGUCAGAAGAAACUCACUCAGUCCUUCAUCUUGCUGAGGCUUCGGUGAGUUUACAGCAGGGAGAGGCUCUUCACCUCCUUAUCAGCUGUUUUGAGACACCAGUGAGUUCACAAAUGAUCAGUGUUACGAUUCGGCAAGAAGCGAUGAACAAAUGGGAGUCAGUUCAGUCUCCUCCAUGGGCCACAACAAAGUGCUCGGUUCCUUUUGCUUGCUGCUCUACCCCUCUCUCUGAUUUUAAAAAUAUAAUUUCCUUUGUUUUGCUGUAAUAAGGAAGGAACCAAUCAAUACGAUUCACAAGGCAAAGAAACAGCAAAUUUAUUACCUGUUAAAGGCAAUUUUUAAAAAAGACUGAUGUUAAGCAUACAGCUUUUGUUUUGUCAAUUGUGCCCACACACACAGGUACACAGUUAAAGAGAAAUGGUGUGUGAUAUAAAGGAAGAUAAAAGAACAUAACCUUGAAUGUCUGUGGUUGUUUUGAAGUCUAACUUUUGUUUAACCUGAGCUGAUGUGGUUUUGCAUGUUUGUAGGUUGCGGUCAGAUGGAAUGAAUGUUGCAGUGACUGGAGACAACUUCAUUCAGAGCCAAUUUUCUCUAAAGCGAGAAUCUUUUUUUUAAAACAGAACUGGGCACUACUUUCAAAGGGAGAGAAAGUUCUUAAUCUGGAAGUUUGUGUAAAUUCCUGAAUGUUAUUCCAUUUUUUUAAAAAAAUCUCCUUCUUGAGUAAAAACCACAUGCUUCUAAUCAUGGCUACUCCCAGGAGACCCAAUUUUGUAUCUUAACUACUUAUUUAGCACCUUUUCAAGUGCCUUGUGAAAAUCUAAAUGCAUUCUCGACAAAACUGUUUAUGUUGAACCACUAAAUGUGAUUUGGAAUUCAUUGCCUGAAAGUCACCUGGAAGAAAAUUCAACUAGAUCCUUCAAAAGGAUAUUGGACAUUUUGUCAAAAGGGGGUAAAAUGCGAGGCUAAGAGAUUAAUUGGAUACCUCUUCCAAAGAGACAGCAUGAGCACAAUGGGCUGAAUAGCCUCAUUCCACGUACUAUGAGCCUUGUGUACAUUUCAA